Messenger RNA from Arvicola amphibius (Eurasian water vole), 5141 nucleotides. RefSeq names its product RAB, member of RAS oncogene family like 2B (gene Rabl2b). NCBI's taxonomy places the organism in Eukaryota, Metazoa, Chordata, Mammalia, Rodentia, Cricetidae. The record is from RefSeq and is a predicted model, not a curated record. Gene Ontology annotation, cellular component: endosome; Golgi apparatus. Gene Ontology annotation, molecular function: GTP binding; GTPase activity. The transcript has 6 exons. The coding region runs from base 3815 to 4423 and encodes 202 amino acids.
CUCUUGUCUACAGCCAAGAGCUAAUGGCAGGGGACAGAGCCAAACAUUGUGAGCUGGACCAAGAGAAAUACGAUGCUCAUGACAACGUGAAGAUCAUCUGCCUGGGGGACAGUGCAGUGGGCAAGUCCAACGCCUGCCUGACGGGUAGAACCCGCCACCUGGAGAGCUGAAGAAAGGCUCUGCGGUCCUUUUUUGGCCUAUCUCCAUCAGCAUCCCACCUCUCACCCAUCCAGGGUGAGGUAGCGAGGGUGCAUGCCCAUUUCUGCCGUCAAAGCAUGAGGAGAGAGUUGUUCCAGUAAAUGUCUGGUUUAGUCUUCCACCCCGCCAGAUCCCAGUUCAGCUCACAUUCUACUUCAGACCCGGAGAGCUAUGAGGAGUCCCUAGAGGCCUUGCUGGUUUUAGGCCAGCUUCAUGAAUUCACAUUCGUUUCUCUACCUUAUGUUAAAGUUCUGCUGUUGUAUUUUACAAUUGCUUUAACCUCAACAAUAUCCCCUACAAUUAAGGUAAGAAUUUGGAAGAUUACCCAGUAAAUAGCAAUCCUUCGUCCACACUUGAAUUUAGAACUGACAUAGAAAACCAAAGUGGCAGGAAGGAAAGACCAGUUGUUGACUUAGCAACUGAUGGACCUUUAGGGAAAUGUGGGCUAGAGAGAAGCCUAAAGUCAGCAUUAGCUUAACUUAAAUAGUUUUUUAAAAAAUCUAAGUUGUUAACAGAACAUGGAAAGACUAACACAGUUCUGGCCUUUAAGACAUUUUAAUUUUAAAGACUAGUAGUUCCCAGCCCCUUUGAGACCUCAAGCAGAAAGAGAAACCAUGGUAGAGUCUGUGUCUAGAAGAAGGUUGGUGGGUGAGAAAACCUCAUUUUCCUUUCACUGUGACUCAAGAAUUCUCUGCCAGUUUUCAAUAUUUCUAGGUCCCAAGGCCCCCCGCCAGGUGAUUCUAGACUGCAUCAUGUUGACAUUUGAAAUUUAAUAAUCAUAGGAGCGUUAAAAUCUGUUUGUUUUUAUUUAAAACUUAAAUGCACUGUUAAAUAAAUCAUAUGUACAUAUAUAUGAUUUUAAUAUCUUUCUAGGAGAUGGGAGGUUUGUUGUUUUGUUGUUUCUUUAGAUUUACUGUAUUGUCUGAUUGGGAGCCAGUAGUUAUAAUACCAAGAAAAGUUUUCAAGGCUAUCCUGUGACUCCAAGAUGUAUACCAAACUAAGCUUGUUAGCUGUGUUCACAUCUAUGUGUUCAGAUGCAGUUCAGUGCACUGCUGAACAUUGAGAGAUACCCGUAGACUAUAGAUUCCCAAACUGCUGUGCCACAUCCUCUGUUCUGAUUAGUAGAGGCAUUAAGGUAAAUCAACUAGUGUUUCUGUUGGGGUUCUAUGCAGGUCAGGGAGAAACGAAAGAGUUCAAACCGGGUGGAACUCCUUACCUCCUACAGUCACCUUCCUGCUCAGGUGACAUCUAAGCAAAGCCUUAAGGAACAGCAGAGUCUUGAGAAAAUGACUACCGAUUGAAGAAUAGUCUUGGCCUCAGUUUCCCCUGCAGAGAUGGGUAACUCUGUGUGUAGCAGUAUGCGAGAUGGAAAUAAGGGGUCAGAGAGCCCCAUGCAGAUUGACCCAGAGAGUGGCACCAGGGGUUGGCUGUUUGGCCUUGGUAAUGGUGAUUCCCACGGUGCAGGCUGACUAGAAACUGACUGAAAAUUCAUAAGAGAUAGGAAGCCCCAGGUAGCUUCCAGGCUGUCAGGCCAGGGGUGAUAAAGUAGGGACAAGAAGUUAGAGAUGCUACGUGACCUGUGACCUCACACAUUUCCCUUACAGACUCAUGGAGAGGUUUCUCAUGGAUGGAUUGUAUCCUUAAAGACUUGAACUGUCCUUUGUCCCUGUGGCUUUUCCCACUCUCGUGCAUCUUAACCUCCAGUCCACUCCUUUAUACCCGCAGACCAGGAAAGAUCAGUGGUUUUCCUGCACACCAGCUCCUCACUGGUUGACCCAAACUACAUCAUAAAAUCCAGGCUGUUGCAUCUAGAGCUAACUUAUAGUGGGAUUUCUGCCAGGAAGACAGGAAGAAUAGCAGACAGCACUUAGUCUGUAUCAAAUGCCUGGAUGCCAAUCUUGCCUCCUCCUUAGUUCUGACCUUGGGUAAAUCAUCUCACCCCUUUCGUCGGAGCCUAAAAUGUCUUUGAUAGGAAUAAGCUUUAAAAAAAUGUGGGGUGUCGGCUUUUCCUUCAUACUGUGAACUGUUGCAUUGUACAGAUUUGGAGUAAGGAGCUGUAACUGAGAGCUUCUUAAAGUUCUCCAAGUGGAGCCCUGAGGGUUGCAUGCAAUCGUGCAAAACCUGUGACUCUCUCCCCUGGCCUUAGCCCCCAAAGGCUGAUAUCUCUCAAUCUGUACCAAACCCCACCUAAUUGCUUUAUCUUUGCUCAGUAAACUGCCCAGCAUAUUUCCGCUUCAAACGAUGCUGUUUUCCAGGUAUUUUGUUAGUGUUUUACACACAAGUGAACUUCAGUCUGUAGAUACUUUGUCAGCUGCCUGGCCUUUGAUGUUUACUGUGGGGCAGUCAUGAUGCUCUAGCCUAUAAGAACUCUGUCCACAAAAGACUCCAAGUGUCCACAGUUAUAUUUUCCUGCAUUGUGUUACCAUUUAAGACAGCUUUGCAAUAAAAUCCUGUUCCAUGUUACCUCACACUGAGGUACCCAGGCCCUUUCUUAAACCUUGUGUCACUAAAGUUGGGCCUGUCUGUCUGUAGAGUUCAUUCAACUUGAAAUUUAACUUCUUUUUAGGGAGGACAGAGUCAGAAAGAUAGCCACAAAUUUGAGACCACCCUGAGCUACAUUGGAAAAACUAUCUCAAUAAAAAGAGCACCAGGCAUGGUGGCCUGGGCCUUUAAUCCCAGCACUUGGGAGGCAGAGAGGCAGGCAGAUCUCUGUGAGUUUGAGGCCAGCCUGGUCUACAUAGUGAGUUAGUUCCAGGUCAGCCAGAGCUACCGAGUGAGACCUGUCUCAAAAAAUUAAGAAAAGCUAAGUAAGAAGGGGGCCCAUUCUGUCACACAAAUGUCCCCCUUCCCCAUUUCCUUAGCUCUUUUUAUUCACCAUUGCUCCUUAACCUGCAUCCAGUCAGCCACAGCAACUGUCCACAUAUGCUCUGACCCUGUAUAAGCACACGGCCACAGUAGACGGCAAGACCAUUCUUGUGGGUGAGCAGCAUGGGCCCCAGGCCACGCUGAGCAGGGGAUGGGGGUGGUAGGAAAGAGGCUCAUGGGAGAGUAAAGGAAGAAGAAAAAUGGGAAGUCAGAGAGCAUGAAUAGAGGUACACAGCACAUACAGUCUCGUAACACCCAGGCCAGGACGAGUGUGGAAAGCGGGAUUUAGAAAAGCAGACAUUGGAAGACCCUUGCUGCCAGAGGGAAGAGGAGCACAGAGGCCUUUGACAGGGGUUAGCAUUCAGCCAGUACCAAGAAACAACAUCUGUGUUGCUGGGCGGUGGUGGCGCACGCCUUUAAUCCCAGCACUCAGGAGGCAGAGGCAGGUGGAUCUCUGUGAGUUCCAGGCCAGCCUGGUCUACAGAGGGAGUUCCAGGGCAGGCUCCAAAGCUACAGAGAAACCCUGUUUCAAGAAAGAGAGAAAAAGAAAAAAAAAAGAAAUACAUCUGUGGCCUGACCACUUCUCAAAUGUAGAGAGAGCAUGACCUUCCUUAGGGUCACUAAGCCACCCCUGAAUGUCCACCGUCUGGGAAUUUCAGUUUUGAAGGGCCCCAUGUCUUCAGUGUGAGGACAAAGGGUACCUCCUUUCUCCCUCUGGGGCUGCUGUCUGCAUUGUCCUCCUUCUGAUUCCAUGUCUUCCUACACUACCAGUGCACACACACCUCUCCCAAUGCAUGCAUGUUUCUGCAUAGAGACCUGCAUGGAAAUGCCUGGGGCAUGUGGGGGGUCUCUGCCCUCCAACCCCCCAGCCUCAUUGGGCAGACAGAGUUGUGUUCAUGUUGCAGACUUCUGGGAUACAGCAGGCCAGGAGCGGUUCCAGAGCAUGCAUGCCUCCUACUACCACAAGGCUCACGCCUGCAUCAUGGUAUUUGAUGUCCAGAGGAAAAUCACUUAUAAGAACCUGGGUACCUGGUAUGCAGAACUUCGAGAGUUCAGGCCGGAGAUCCCAUGCAUCCUGGUGGCCAAUAAAAUUGAUGCAGACAUACAGAUGACUCAAAAGAACUUCAGUUUUGCCAAGAAGUUCUCCUUGCCUCUGUACUUUGUCUCCGCUGCUGAUGGAACCAACGUUGUGAAGCUCUUCAAUGAUGCCAUUCGAUUAGCUGUGGCUUACAAGGAAAGUUCCCAGGACUUCAUGGAUGAGGUUUUACAGGAGCUUGAGAACUUUAAGCUGGAACAGAAAGAGGAGGACGCAGCAGACAGAGAGCAGAGUGACGUGAUCAAGAGCCCAUCUCCUCCGUAAUCAAGAGGACACCCACACAUGGCUGAGCUGGGGUACUGGAAGCCAUUUGAAAUACCCAGUAUCUCUAGAGAACCUCUCCAGGCUGCCCUGCUCAGCUUCCUGCAAACCACUGUUCUGUGGUCCAUGAUGAGGUCAACACAAACACACUAGACAGGCAUGAUAUCCCACCACCUUCCUGCAGCAGGGUGAGGGAUCCGUGUCUUUGACAUCUCUCCACCCCACCAGCAGCCUGGCAGUGUAGAGUCAGUGAACACAUUCAUGUCUUCUUACUAGACACCUAAGUUUGUCAUCCUUCAUCCCAAAUUGACCUCAGGGACUCUCCUUGCACUCCUGCGGACAGGAUGUGUCCUGCAGAAUCUGUGACACCUCUGUCCGUUUUCCCUCUGAGUUUCCCAAACAACUUUUUCAACAUUAUUUUGGACAGACAACUGUUAAUUCCAGUUUUUUUUUUUUUUUUUUUUUUUGUGCUGUUUCAGGAGCAGGACUAUUGCAGUCACGUGACAGCAUGGCCAGUCUAGCCAUAUCUAGUCAUACACACACAUUACUGUUCCCCACCACAUGAACAACAGCUUUUAAAGCCUCCAUCUCAGGGCAGAGAGCACUCCUCCACUUAUCUAGAGCAGGUUAAACACUCAUCUUCUGUGGAUGGCAGGAAAUGGCAGAGAAAGAGCUGCCCUGCGUCCGCAGCUUGUUAGUUUGCUCUUAUGACUGUCUUGAG